Kazachstania africana CBS 2517 is the source of this 1338-nucleotide messenger RNA. RefSeq names its product amino acid transporter (gene AVT5). Lineage: Eukaryota; Fungi; Ascomycota; Saccharomycetes; Saccharomycetales; Saccharomycetaceae. The transcript has a single exon. Gene Ontology annotation, molecular function: L-lysine transmembrane transporter activity; L-arginine transmembrane transporter activity; L-serine transmembrane transporter activity. The record is from RefSeq and is a predicted model, not a curated record. Gene Ontology annotation, cellular component: fungal-type vacuole membrane. Bases 1 to 1338 code for a protein of 445 amino acids. Gene Ontology annotation, biological process: amino acid transmembrane transport.
AUGCCAUCAUCUAUCCGUUCUGGAGUCAUAACACUGUUGCACACAGCGUGUGGUGCCGGUAUACUGGCUAUGCCGUAUGCUUUCAAACCAUUUGGGUUAGUUCCGGGAUUCCUAAUGAUCGCAAUAUGUGGUUUCUGCGCAUUGAGUGGACUUAUAUUACAGGCACAAGUGGCUAAAUAUACAGCAAGUGGUUCUGCCUCCUUUUUCACGUUGUCUCAAUUAAUUAGUCCUUCUUUGAGUGUGGUUUUUGAUUUGGCUAUUGCUGUCAAAUGCUUUGGCGUUGGGGUCUCAUAUAUGAUUGUUGUAGGAGAUUUAAUGCCGCAGAUCUUUGCUGUAUUCACUACGAGUCAUAUUCUAUUGAAUAGAGAUUUUCAUAUUAGUCUGAUCAUGCUCUUUAUCGUUUCACCUUUAUGCUUCUUAAGGAAAUUAAACUCAUUGAGAUAUGCUUCAAUGAUUGCAAUCUCUGCAGUAGCGUAUCUUUGCGUAUUAGUCGUUGCUCAUUUUAUCUUCCAAACGGAAGACGUUCACGAUCUAAAAGGAGUUGUAUCCAUCGGACUUCCAAAACAUGAACCAUCUCCACUUACAACUUUGCCAAUCUUUGUCUUUGCAUACACCUGUCAUCACAAUUUUUUCUCAGUGAUUAAUGAACAAUCUAAUAUUGCCUUCACUCACAUCAAGAAAAUUCCAAUAAUUGCAAUGAUCUUAGCUUAUCUAUUAUACAUUUUAAUCGGAUUUUCCGGUUAUUUAACCUUUGGCGAUAACAUCGUGGGUAACAUUAUCACUUUAUAUCCAAGAACGGCUUCAAGCACCAUUGGAAGACUAGCUAUCGUAUUUCUCGUGAUGUUAGCAUUUCCAUUACAAUGCCAUCCUUGUAGAGCCUCCAUUCAUCACAUAUGGCACUACAUUCAAGAAAAAAAUUCAAAUGAGAUUGCCACUCAACCAAUUAAUGUACCGCCUGAUGAGGAAGAUACACUCUUGGCAGUUGAACUGAUCGAAGAAGAUUCUCCAAAACAACCAGAGGAAAUUCCUCUAAGAGGAAAGCGUUUCAAUAUCAUAACUGUAUGUAUCCUUCUAUUUUCAUACACUUUAGCCAUUUCUGUGAAUUCUUUAGCUAAAGUCCUCGCUAUUGUGGGCGCGACAGGUUCAACCUCAAUAUCAUUUAUUCUACCAGGUAUAUUUGGAUUCAAAUUGAUAGGCUCCGAAUUCUCUGCAACAUCAUCACCAUUACCUAAAUCUGCAAGAUUUUUCAGAUAUCUAGGUUUGUUCUUAUCCAUUUGGGGUCUAUUUGUUAUGAUUGCCUCUUUAGCCGCGACAUUACUGUUGGGUGUCGGCCACUGA